This is a messenger RNA of Lithohypha guttulata, 612 nucleotides long. RefSeq lists its product as uncharacterized. The record is from RefSeq and is a predicted model, not a curated record. NCBI's taxonomy places the organism in Eukaryota, Fungi, Ascomycota, Eurotiomycetes, Chaetothyriales, Trichomeriaceae. Bases 1 to 612 code for a protein of 203 amino acids. The transcript has a single exon.
AUGCCUGAAUCUGUCAGCAAGGAGGAGAUUACCUCCAAGAACGAUCCAUCCGUCACCAAGCAAUACGAUAGAGAAACUCCAAAGGACCAACAGUGGGAGGAAUUCUACAAGUUCGUUGAUGGUGAAAAAGUCACCAUGCUCAACACAUACCGUAAAGGAACUGGUCCUGUCGGUCGCUCAAUGGCUAUUGCCAAGCGCGCAGGUCCUGAUAUCCUCUAUCUUGCCAACAACAACAGCAAGAAGUUCGAUGAUCUCUCCGAGAACAAGGAAGUUCAGAUUAUCAUCCAGGACACAAAGACUCAGGACUGGGCCAGCAUCACUGGUGAGGCUGUAACAACUGCAAACGACGAUCCACGAAUUAAGGACUUGUAUACCUCGACCAUCUCUGCUUGGUUUGGUGACUUGGGCGAUGGCGUGCACGACGGCACAUACAAAGACCCUCGUAUGUCGAUUAUCGAGGUCAAGUCCAAGUACAUCGUACAUUGGAAGAAGGAUGUCAGUACUCUGGGCUUCAUCAAAGAGGUUGGACAAGCCGCCAUCACUGGUCAGGUUGCUCAAACUGGCUCACAUCGCGAUUUUACCGAGCAAGACAUUUCACAGCAGAGAGCGUAA